CCAGUCUCGUUUACAUGCAUGGAAAUUUAAUUUCCCCCCGCCCUCUAUAAAAUAAUCCCCACCCCGUUUACACUUUCACUCCACACACUCCAUUAUCUAACUCACCACUCAAAGCAAAGAAGAAGAAGAAAAAAGACCCCUAGAAUCUCUCUUCCCUAUCAUGGCCGCUACCAAGAUUCAGUUUCUCGUCGCCCUAAUGGCGGUGGCGAUGGUGGCGAGCGCGCAGCUGGCCGAAGGAACCGUGACCUGCGGCCAGGUCACGUCCAGCCUGGCGCCGUGCCUCGGUUACCUCACGGGCCGAGGCGGCGUGACGCCCGGCUGCUGCAACGGGAUCAGGUCCCUCAACGGCGCCGCCAGAUCCACGCCGGACAGGCAGCAGGCCUGCCGCUGCCUGAAGAACCUCGCCGGCAGCGUCAGGGGCGUCAACAUGGGCAACGCCGCCGGGCUUCCGGGGAAGUGCGGCGUCAACGUUGGUUUCCCCAUCAGCAACUCCGUCGACUGCAGCAGGGGUCAGGUAAUGCGGGUUGAGUUGACGAAGCCGAUUGAUGCGUACGUGUAUCCAAGUUGCUUAAUUAAUUACAGUUGUACGGCGAGAAGAAUAAAAGGGAAUAUUGUUGUUUGUGUAGUACUGCGUACUGUGUAGUGCUACAAAGCAUCAGUCCGUGUAGUGCUACAAAGCAUGAGUGUAUUGUAUUAUCUAUGCGUUAUGUUGUGUUAAGGAGAGCUCGAACAGAAUAAAGACGAUUAUGCUAAUUAAUCAUGAUUCAAAUGAAUAUAUCUUGGUAUUAAGAAAGCCACAAUGUAGUUGAAGAAUAGUAGAC
Linum tenue is the source of this 821-nucleotide messenger RNA. The record is from the annotation of a GenBank genome assembly. Lineage: Eukaryota; Viridiplantae; Streptophyta; Magnoliopsida; Malpighiales; Linaceae.